Molecule: messenger RNA, 1319 nt
Organism: Cynara cardunculus var. scolymus (artichoke)
Lineage: Eukaryota; Viridiplantae; Streptophyta; Magnoliopsida; Asterales; Asteraceae
Product: alpha/beta hydrolase domain-containing protein 17B-like
Exons: 5
Coding region: 277-1173 (298 amino acids)
Source: RefSeq, a predicted model, not a curated record
ACAUGGCUUAAAUAGAGAUCAUCGCCAUCCCGCCAUUAACUAUUCCUAUUCCUCCAUUGAUCCUUUCUUUUGCCAUUAAUUUAUUCAUAUCCGUUGAUUUUAUCUCAACCCAUCUGUUAUCACCCCCUUCGAAAACAAAAUCGACACUCAUUACAGAGAAAAAAAAAAACAAAAAAUCGAUACAAUUUUGUAAGAUUUCGAGGGAAAUCAUUGAAACCCAGAGAGAAAAGUAGGGGGGGAAUUAAUGAUCUUCAUGAGGUGGGUAUUCGUUCAACAAUGGGAAAUGUAACCUCAAACGUAGCUGCGAAAUUUGCAUUUUUCCCACCUGACCCACCAUCGUAUGAUGUUUUCAAAGAUGAAGAUGAUCCUAGAAAUGGGGGAACAAGGUUCGUUUUUACAGGAAUUACAGCAGAUAAAAACGUUGAUGUUCAUUUGCUUGAUACAAAGGGCGGGAAUAAGGUUGUUGCUACUUUCUGGAAACACCCUUUUGGGAAGUUGACCCUGUUAUACUCUCAUGGAAACGCCGCUGAUUUGGGUCAAAUGAAAGACCUCUUUAUUGAGCUUAGAGCUCAUCUCCGAGUCAAUAUUAUGAGUUAUGACUAUUCGGGAUAUGGAGCCUCUACCGGCAAGCCAUCUGAAUUUAAUACGUACUAUGACAUAGAGGCCGUCUACAAUUGUUUAAAGAACAAUUAUGGAAUCAAGCAGGAAGACAUGAUCUUGUACGGACAAUCCGUUGGCAGUGGGCCCACGUUACACUUGGCUUCUCGACUUCCAAGAUUGAGAGGUGUUGUCCUACACAGCGCUAUUCUUUCAGGAAUACGUGUUCUUUAUCCCGUUAAAAUGACAUUCUGGUUCGACAUAUUUAAGAAUAUAGACAAAGUACAAAAAGUCAGCUGUCCGGUACUAGUUAUACAUGGUACAAACGACGAUAUAGUUGAUUUUUCGCAUGGGAAACGAUUAUGGGAACUUGCAAAAGACAAAUACCAUCCGUUGUGGGUCCAAGGUGGAGGUCAUUCCAACCUCGAAAGUUACCCAGAGUACAUACGACAUUUGCGCAAAUUUAUAAACGCGAUGGAAAAACUGUCUUCGAAGCAGAACAACCAACGGCUUUCUUCGGUCCCCAGUAUCAGGGAAGUCAAGCACAACAGGUGCUUGAGAUUCGGAAGAAGAUGAUGAUCGUGUUCUUCUCUCCAUUCGUGUUUAUGUUUUCUUAUUUAUGCUCGCAUAUCUGAUCGUGAUUGUAAUUAGAAUGUUGAUGUUUAUGCAGAUGUUUAGAAAUCUUUGUUGUUGUUCAAUGAAAAAAUCAAAUUUUGAAGAGC